AUGCCUCCUGAGAGCGAGCCGCCUACAGAGCAAUCGAAUGGAGCGGAGAUAGCCCGUGAUAAUGGCCUGGAGACCCAGAAGCUCGGUGGGAACCCAAGCCCGGACGUCUCGAAGGCCGACGCUUCUCGAGGGGAAGAGAUGCAGUCGUCCGAGGCUAUCAACGAGCAGAUAACAGGCAGCGGCCAAGAAGAAAGCGGAGGCGUCCAGAAAGAUGAAGACAAGGAAUCGUCCGGUGCAUCCAAGCAGCAGAGCGAAGGAGACAAGCCGGAGGGCAGCUCCGCUGGUGAUGAAACCCAGGAUACCAUCGAGAGACUCCAAGCUCUAGCAGUAGAACCCCCAAAGACGCCCACCACCCCUCUCGAAGAGAAAGAACUCCCUCCCAACCUCUCCCCCCCGCCUCCUCCCCCGAAGGACGAGAAGUACUCGCCGUCAUCGUAUCGCGAUCCGGAGAAAGCCGCAUUCGAAGCAGAGGCCGAGACGGCGGACGCGGAAGAAUAUAAUGAGAAGAGCACCGGAGGGAAGCCGUCGCGCGAGGGGGCCGACGAUGCGCGGUCGGAAGAGAUCCAGACGAUUAUGGAACAGUUUGACGAGGGUCAUGAGGGUCCCGGAGCGGACGAGAUCUUGUCCCCGCGAAUGGAGCUCGCGAACCCGCUGCUGGACUCGCCGAUAUUGCAUCCACCGCGAAGGUCAAGCUUGGAGCCGCUUAGUACUGCCGCUUCUGGUAUAUCAUCUCCACCAUCGCAGACGUCGUCACAGAGUCCGGCAUUGAAGUCCCCACCGCCCAGGUCUUCAUCGCUGCAACAUCUUGAGACGGCAUCGGAGAAGACGAGCUCUCCCAAACCGCCCUCAUCAAUAUUCAAGCCGCCUCCCCCCGAGCCGGAUCCGGAGCCGGACCUGCCGUUCGACUUCCAUCGAUUCCUCGAACAGCUACGGCAUCGCACAGCGGAUCCGGUAGCGAAAUUCCUCCGCUCGUUCCUCUUGGAGUUCGGCAAGAAGCAAUGGAUGGUCCAUGAGCAAGUCAAAAUCAUUAGCGACUUUCUGGAGUUCAUCAGCAAGAAGAUGGCGCAAUGCGAGGUCUGGCGGACGGUUUCGGAUGCGGAGUUUGAUAAUGCGAAAGAGGGCAUGGAAAAGCUAGUGAUGAAUCGCUUGUACAAUCAGACAUUUUCGCCGGCCAUCCCAUCUCCGGAACCGAUCGCUGAGUCUAGAGGGAAGAGGAGAGCAGCGCAGUCUCCAAUACGAUAUGGUAGAAGGGGGCAACAUCAGGAAGAUGUGGAGCGAGACGAGGUCCUGGGCCAGAAGGUUCGAAUAUAUGGCUGGGUGAGAGAAGCGCAUUUAGAUAUCAAACCUGUUGGAGAAAAGGGCAUGAAAUUUCUGAAACUUGCGCAACAAGAACUCCUUAAAAUCAACACCUAUCGCGCCCCACGCGAUAAAGUCAUCUGCAUCCUCAAUUGCUGCAAAGUCAUCUUCGGCUUCCUUCGCAACACCCCCUCCGCCGACCAGUCCGCCGACUCCUUCGUUCCACUCCUCAUCUACGUGGUCCUACACGCCCGACCCGACCACCUAGUCAGUAACGUGCAAUACAUCCUCCGCUUCCGCGACCAAGACAAGCUUGGCGGUGAGGCCGGCUACUACAUCUCCAGCCUCAUGGGCACCAUCCAGUUCAUCGAGAACCUCGACCGCACCAGCAUCACCAUCUCGGACGAGGAGUUCGAGAAGCACGUCGAAGCCGCCGUCAGUGUCAUCGCCGAACGACACGCCGAAGAUUUCAACAACGCGAACCCCCCCCCAUCGAGCCCCCGCAAACACCAUGCCUCCCCCCACCCCACCUCUACCUCCACCAAAUCCACCCCCUCCCGCCCUAAAGUUAGCCCCCGCCCCUCCCUCGACGAGGUCGUCCACCCCUCCCCCCGCCGGCCGCAACCCCUCCGUCCCCUUACUCCCGAUGACCCCGCCACCACCACCGUCCCCGCCCUCCUCCGCACCAUCCAAAAACCCCUUUCCUCCAUCGGCCGCAUCUUCUCCGACGACGCCGGCGCCAGCAGCGACCCCGCGCCCCGACUCGCCCCCGCGCCGCCGACGACGCCUGGUCGGCGCAGCUCGGACGGCGGCCCGCGGCGGUCGGCGGAGCGGCCGCGAGAUGCAUCGAGGGAUGACGGGGCGAGCGGACUGCGGGCGGAUCAGGAUCCGGGGGCGGUGGCGACAAAGCUGAGCGCGGAGGACGCGGCGGCGAGGCAGGCGAGUGUGGAGAUGGAGCAUGCGCGGCGGAUUCAGUUGCAGGAGCAUGCGGUGGUGGUAGAGACGUUGGCGGGGAUGUUUCCAGGGUUGGAUCGGGAGGUGAUUGAUGAUGUGGUGAGGAUGAAGGAGGGAAGGGUUGGACAAGCGGUGGAUGCCUGUCUGGCAUUGAGCAACUAA
Molecule: messenger RNA, 2412 nt
Organism: Eremomyces bilateralis CBS 781.70
Lineage: Eukaryota; Fungi; Ascomycota; Dothideomycetes; Eremomycetales; Eremomycetaceae
Exons: 3
Coding region: 1-2412 (803 amino acids)
Biological process (GO): vesicle-mediated transport
Cellular component (GO): cytosol; endocytic vesicle
Molecular function (GO): ubiquitin binding; small GTPase binding; guanyl-nucleotide exchange factor activity
Source: RefSeq, a predicted model, not a curated record